Messenger RNA from Chanos chanos (milkfish), 1667 nucleotides. It is a transcript of the gene ufd1l, whose product is annotated as ubiquitin recognition factor in ER associated degradation 1. Gene Ontology annotation, cellular component: VCP-NPL4-UFD1 AAA ATPase complex. Gene Ontology annotation, molecular function: polyubiquitin modification-dependent protein binding. The transcript has 12 exons. The record is from RefSeq and is a predicted model, not a curated record. The coding region runs from base 78 to 1004 and encodes 308 amino acids. NCBI's taxonomy places the organism in Eukaryota, Metazoa, Chordata, Actinopteri, Gonorynchiformes, Chanidae. Gene Ontology annotation, biological process: ERAD pathway; ubiquitin-dependent protein catabolic process.
UCAGGCUUUUGAGUUGCGACUACAACAAAUAUUUCACGGCCGUAAGAUUUGUAAGCAGCAGUGAGAAAACAUACAACAUGUUUUCCUUCAACAUGUUUGACCACCCGAUGCCGCGGGGCUUUCAGAACCGGUUUUCCACACAGUACCGCUGCUAUUCGGUGUCUAUGUUGGCGGGGCCCAACGACCGGUCAGAUGUGGAAAAAGGAGGAAAAAUCAUCAUGCCUCCCUCUGCUCUGGACCAGCUGAGCAGACUGAAUAUCACAUACCCCAUGUUGUUCAAACUGACCAAUAAGAACUCAGACAGAAUGACACACUGCGGGGUUCUGGAAUUUGUUGCUGAUGAAGGAAUCUGCUAUCUGCCCCACUGGAUGAUGCAGAACUUGUUGUUGGAAGAAGGAGGUUUGGUCCAGGUUGAGAGUGUUAAUCUCAUGGUGGCAACAUACUCCAAAUUUCAACCUCAGAGUCCUGACUUCCUGGACAUCACCAACCCCAAAGCAGUAUUAGAAAAUGCGUUGAGAAAUUUUGCUUGUUUGACGACCGGUGAUGUCAUCGCCAUCAAUUACAACGAAAAGAUCUAUGAGCUGCGUGUGAUGGAGACCAAACCAGACAAGGCCGUGUCCAUCAUCGAGUGUGAUAUGAAUGUGGACUUUGAUGCUCCUCUUGGUUACAAAGAGCCAGAGAGACACUCACAGCAUCACGAAGAGCCUACAGAGGAGGAGACUGACCCCGCUAACUAUGAAAUGGAUGUGGGUUUCAGGGCAUUCACAGGGUCCGGGAAUCGGUUGGAUGGAAAAAAGAAAGGCAUCGAGCCUAGUCCCGCCCCCAUUGAUCCAAGCGACAUCAGACGGGGGAUCCCAAACUACGAGUUCAAAGUCGGCAGGAUCACCUUCAUUCGAAAUUCCCGGCCGCAGCCCAAGAAAACAGAAGAGGAUGACUCGGUGAGCAACUUCAUCGCUUUCUCUGGAGAGGGUCAGUCGCUGCGUAAGAAAGGGAGGAAGCCCUGAACGGAUAAAUAUUGUCCAUCAGUCAUCAAGAAAGGAGUUACACCGGAUGAGCUCUCACCACACCUGGGUCAACUGUCUGUUUGAAGUAUUUGAAUGAUCAGCCCAAUUGCCUCUCUGGAUUAUUAAAGUAAAAGCAGGACAGAAUGUGUUAAUGGGAUGGAUAAAUUAUUGAAAAAAAAAAAAAAAAAAAAAGCAUCACAUGAAGUCAUGUAUAAAAACCUAAUAAUUAACGAUUACAGUUAUGCUAGUGAUUCAGAUUUGUGACCAAAAGGGUAAGCUCACAGAGGAAAGAAACACUAAAAUUAGCACAGGGGCUAUCUUUCAGAUACAACAAAUACUAUGUUGUCUCCGAUUUGGUUACCGCUCAAUCAUUCUCUUCUUUGGCUCUAACAGAGCUUACAGUUCUGUUUCAUUUCUUUGGAUAUUGAUUUCUUUUUCUAAGAAGGACUAUAUCUAUUAAAAAAUAUUGUAAAUGGAUCUCUCUUUUUUUUUGGAAAAAGUAUUGGAACAGGUCCAUUGGUAUGAAUGAAUCUUUAAUUUUUACAUUUCUGAAGCAUCGGAGGCUCCACAGUGAGCACUGGGAAUUAUGAAAGAAAUAGAAUAAAAACGUUUCGUUUAUUUAUAUGCAGUGCUUACUUUCAGGUUUUCAAUAAAGCUUACUCU